This is a messenger RNA of Malania oleifera, 3621 nucleotides long. RefSeq lists its product as uncharacterized. The record is from RefSeq and is a predicted model, not a curated record. Bases 291 to 3206 code for a protein of 971 amino acids. The transcript has 19 exons. NCBI's taxonomy places the organism in Eukaryota, Viridiplantae, Streptophyta, Magnoliopsida, Santalales, Ximeniaceae.
AGGAAGGCUAGUUUCGGCAUUGCAGAGAAUUUGAGGGGGUGGACUCUCUGCCUUGUCCUCUCUCUCUCUCUCUCUCUCACCCACCAACCCACACACAUAUUUCUAUCGUCGCCAGUUCGCCUUCUUGAAGGAAACCGUGUACCUAUCGCCUUCUUUCCUAAUCCCUUCGCCUCUAUCUCUAUCCACACGCAUCUCCUUACAAACCCUAAAUUUCCCACCGUAAGCUAGGGUUCGCAGCGAACAAAUCCUUUCAGGGUUUUUUCGUUGAUCUGUUGGCGAAGUGGCGGUCUAUGGCGAAUGGUACGGAUUCAGAGGAGUUCGUGGUAUGUUCUCGGGUGCGGACGGGGCUGAAGCGCGAGUUUGCCUUCGCGUGGAAGGUUCAGUCCCAGAUGUCUGGGUCGUUGGGUCGGACUCGAGCUAGAAGGGCGCAAAAUGGGGUGCCGGAGACUCGGAGUAAUAAGAGAUUGAAGAGUUCAGGGUCAAAGAAGGUGGAAAAGAACGAUGCAAAGAAUGAUCAAGAGCGAGGACUGGUCGAGGAACAAAUCACAAGCGACGCGGAGAAGGCUCCGACCAAUGAAGCUCUUAAGACGGAUGAAGGGCCGAUGAGCGAGGAGGCAGCGAAGAGUGAUGUGUUUUUAAAGGAUGAUGAUAAGGUGAGUUUGAUUGUUGAAGACGAGCUGGAAUGUAUUAGUGAAGAGGAACCGAGAAGUGAUGUGGUUGAUCUGACGAGUGAUGAUGAGCGGAAGAGUCAUCAGGGAGAAUUGGUGAACAAAGAGGUUUUGAAGGAUGACCCAGUGAGACAAACGUGUGAAGAAGAGCCCAAGAGCGAUGUGGGGGAAUCAAUGAGUGAUGAUGAACGUAAGACCAAUAUCGUAGAAUUAAGAAGCGAAGGAGGACCAAAUGAUGAUGAGGUGAUGCCCAUGCCUGCAGAGGAGCCAGAAGACCAGGCAGUGGUGAAUGAUGAGGAAAAAAUUAGAACCGAUGAAGGAAAUAAUGGAGGUGUUCCAAUGUUGGUGGAUGAUAAUAUCAACGGGGAUGACGCUCUGUUGGAGAAGCCUUUAAAGCGGUUCACACGCUCAGCAUUGAAGCCAAAGGCAAAGCCAAUAGAUUUAUCCACUGCCAAAAAUGGCAUGGAAGAUGUUAAGAGUGGAGAACUUGUUAGCUGUGAUGAUGGUAAAGCAAAUAGUGCGAGCAGCCCAUCAGUGGUUCAGCAUCUGAAGAAGCCAAGUACGAAUAGGUCAAAAAAUACUAAGUUGAGGAAAUGUCCCUCAAAGUUAAAGGAACUUCUGGGGACUGGUAUUCUUGAGGGAUUACCUGUGAAGUACGUCCGUGGGUCGAGGGUUAGAGCCCCAAAAGAAACAGGGCUUCAAGGAGUGAUCAAGGGCACUGGGAUUUUAUGUUCUUGUGGCACUUGUAGGGGUGUUAAAGUUAUCACACCUAAUCAAUUUGAGUUACAUGCGGGUAGUUCAAAUAAACGUCCACCGGAGUAUAUAUACCUGGAGAAUGGGAGCACACUCCGUGAUGUGAUGAAUGCAUGCAAAGAUGCUUCCUUGGAUGCACUGGAAACAAGUAUAAAAAAUGCUAUUGGUUGUUCUUCAGUGUUGAAAUCUGUUGUCUGUCUGAAUUGCAGAGGUUCUAUUCCUAAAGCUGUUGUUGGGAACACAAUGCUACUCUGUGAUUCAUGCCUGGAGUUAAAAGAGUGUCAAGCUACUCCUACUCAAACAAUUAAUAGCAUUGACAGAUUGCCAAAUCCUGAAUUAUUAUCAAAGUCGUCUGACAGCAUGGCAAAGAGUAACUCAUCACGAAGUAAGAGUCAAGGGAGGCUGACGAGAAAAGAUCUGCGGCUGCAUAAGUUGGUCUUUGAGGAAGAUGUGCUGCCUGAUGGAACUGAAGUAGCAUAUUAUGCUCGUGGGCAGAAAUUGCUGGUUGGUUAUAAAAAAGGGUUUGGCAUCUUUUGUACUUGCUGCAAUUCUGAGGUCAGCCCCUCGCAGUUUGAAGCUCAUGCUGGUUGGGCUUCACGUCGCAAGCCUUACCUUCACAUAUACACAUCUAAUGGGGUGUCUCUCCAUGAGUUGUCAAUAUCUUUGUCAAGAGAUCGAAAGUUUUCUACCAAUGAAAACGAUGACCUCUGCUCCAUUUGUUUAGAUGGUGGAGAUCUUUUGUGUUGUGAUGGAUGCCCAAGGGCUUUUCACCAAGAGUGUGUUUCCCUGCCAAGCAUCCCUCAAGAUACUUGGUACUGCAAAUAUUGUGAAAAUAUGUUCCAAAAGGAGAAAUUUGUGGAGCGUAAUGCCAAUGCUGUAGCUGCUGGAAGGGUAGCAGGAGUUGAUCCUAUAGAACAAAUAACCAAGCGAUGCAUUCGUAUAGUCAAAGCACCAGAUAGUGAACUUGGCGGAUGUGUGUUAUGCAGAGGCCAGGCAUUUAUCAAAAAUGGAUUUUGUUCACGUACAGUCAUUCUCUGUGAUCAGUGUGAGAAGGAAUUUCAUAUUGGUUGUUUGAGAGAUCACAACUUGGGAGACCUAAAGGAAUUGCCAGCAGGGACGUGGUUCUGUUGCUCAUCAUGCUGUACAAUUCAUGCUGCUUUGGAGAAAUUAGUAGCUAGAGGAGAGGAGGAGCUUUCUGACUCUCUUUUCAAUGUCAUAAAGAAGAAGCAUGAAGAAAAAGGUAGAGAGGUCAGUGCCAAUCUCGACAUAAAAUGGAGGAUUUUCAGAGGAAAAAUGGCUACAAGUGAAACUAGAGCGUUUCUUUCGAGGGCGGUAGCUAUUUUCCAUGAACAAUUUGAUCCAAUACUUGAAGUUGGAACAAACCGAGACUUCAUUCCAAAUAUGGUUUAUGGAAGGAACAUGAGGGACCUAGAUCUAGGAAAUAUGUUAUGUGCAGUAUUGACUGUAAACUCAUUAGUUGUGUCAGCUGGAUUGUUUCGCAUUUUCGGACUGGAGGUGGCAGAGCUUCCUUUAGUUGCAACAUUUAAGGAUCAUGAAGGACUGGGUUACUUUCAGUGCCUGUUCUCUUGUAUUGAGGGACUGCUUGCAUCUUUGAAUGUGAAGAAGCUUGUGCUUCCAGCUGCGGAUGAGGCAGAAUCAAUUUGGACGAAAAGAUUUGGUUUCUACAAGCUCCCACUCGAUGAGCUGCACCGUUACAGAAAGAAUCACCCAAUGAUGACCUUCCAAGGGACGUCAAUGCUGCAGAAGUUGGUCCCCAAGUGUUGAAUGGAUUAUUUGAAAAUUCCUUUGUUGGGAGAGCAUUUUUUGUGGUGCUUUUUGCUUGAGUUGUACAGCCAUCACUAAUGUUUCGAUUAUGUACAGGAAAUGUGCCUCAUGCUUGAUCAUAUACAUGGCCGUUUUUUUUUUUUGGGUUUUUGGUUUUUGGGAUAACUAACAUCGCUUGAAGAAGGGAAAGAUCUCAGCCCAGUCCCAAAACACUUGGAUAUAUGGAAGGAGUAGAUGUUUCAUUGGGAUAGUUUUCCAAAAUUUUGCGAGCUUGAACUUGUAUACCCUUUUUUGUAUCUUCGCCUAGUUUUGGUUUUAUUUUUUUAUUCCUUUAUUACUAUGUAAACCUUUGUGAAGUUGAGCUUAAAACUAUUAGGAGCUCUAGAAUAUAAAUUUUGUCCAGCAAGUUGAGAAA